Molecule: messenger RNA, 1479 nt
Organism: Aspergillus japonicus CBS 114.51
Lineage: Eukaryota; Fungi; Ascomycota; Eurotiomycetes; Eurotiales; Aspergillaceae
Product: kynureninase
Exons: 4
Coding region: 79-1455 (458 amino acids)
Biological process (GO): NAD+ biosynthetic process
Cellular component (GO): cytoplasm
Molecular function (GO): pyridoxal phosphate binding; kynureninase activity
Source: RefSeq, a predicted model, not a curated record
CUCCUCUGAGUUACUAGUCUAAAUCCGCAAGUCAUUAUUCCUAUAUUUCUUUACUACCCACGACCUUCAACCACCACCAUGUCCAAGCCGGUCUUCACGGAGGAGGCUGCGUCGCCUGAGUACGCAGCCCAACUCGACGCACAAGAUCAUCUUGCUGCUUUCAGAGACAAAUUUAUCAUUCCCUCAAAAGCAAACAUCGCUUCUAAGAAGCUUGCUAAGCCCGGACUCUCCUCCGAGCCUUGCAUCUACUUCUGCGGUAACUCUCUGGGGAUUCAACCGAAAGCGACCGUCAACUUUGUCGAAGCACAGCUAGACACCUGGGCGUCGAUUGGGGUUGGUGGCCAUUUCACUGACCUCGAGGAUUCCCCUCUGAAGCAAUGGCAGUUGCUAUCAGAGCAAGCUGCAGCUUCCAUGAGCAAGAUUGUUGGGGCCCAACCAGACGAAGUGGCAGCCAUGGGAACCUUGACGACGAAUCUUCACCUUCUCCUAGCCAGCUUCUACAAACCCACUGCCACCAAGCAUAAAAUUAUCCUGGACUGGAAGGCAUUCCCCAGUGAUCACUAUGCUAUCGAAUCUCAGAUUGCCUGGCAUGAUCUGGACCCGAAACAGUCCAUGGUAUUGAUCGGACCGGAGGAAGGUGAAUACGAGAUCUCCACCGAGAGAAUUCUGUCCCUCAUCGAUGAAAACGCCGAUGAAGCGGCUCUUCUUCUCCUCCCUGGUAUCCAGUAUUAUACCGGACAGUUCUUUGACAUCAAGAAGAUCACUCAUUACGCACACUCACGGAAUCUCACCGUCGGAUGGGAUCUAGCUCAUGCUUACGGCAACCUGGAGUUGAAGCUGCAUGAGUGGAAUGUGGAUUUCGCGGCGUGGUGCACAUACAAAUAUGGGAAUGCGGGUCCCGGCGCGAUGGGCGGACUUUUCGUGCACGAGAAGCAUGGCCAAGUUGACUACUCUGAAGGAGAAGACGCUCCCAGAUUUCGCCACCGUUUGACUGGCUGGUACGGCGGUGACCGGUCAGUGAGAUUCAAGAUGGACAACAAAUUCAAGCCCAUCCCUGGCGCUGGGGGCUUCCAGAUCUCAAACCCCUCGGCCAUUGAUCUCGCAGCUCUGUGUGCCGCGCUGUCCGUCUUCGAUGGCACAUCAAUGGCAGAACUUCGCCAGAAGUCUGUUCGGCUGACUGCAUACCUUGAAUAUCUCUUGCUCAAGGACUAUGAUGAAGAGUCGAGACCGUUUCGCAUUAUCACCCCGAAGAAUCAUGAGGCCAGAGGAGCGCAGCUGAGCCUGUUGCUGAAGCCCGGCUUGCUGCAAAACGUAUCUCAAAGGCUGCAGGAAGCCGGUAUUAUCUGCGAUAAACGGGAGCCGGACGUAGUGCGUGUGGCACCCGUCCCGCUGUACAACACUUUCAGUGAGGUAUGGACAUUUGUCCAGAUUUUUAGAAAGGCACUGGAGGUUUGAUCCAAGCUAGUAGUGUGAAAGAAC